GUGAGCUGGGGCUAUUCAGUUGCAAGGGUCGUCGUUGGCAGUCUGCUAUGGAGACCCGGCGCCGAGACAUUACGCCUCUAUCGCGCAACAUCUGGGUCCUGGGUCUCAGCCUGUGCCUGAUGUUGGCAAACUUCACCAAAAAUGAGAAAAGAAGCAAGGGAUCGCUAUCGCUGCGCAGGGGGGAUUAUCGCUUGAAGACAGCCUGCGAGUCUAGGGCUGUUGAUUUGACGCAUUCUGCUUUCCAAUUGCAUGAACCAGUGAUUUGGUGGUUGUGCAAUUCCCCUUGCAGGAGAGGACAUCGGACCGCAAGGUUAUAGGUGGAGACAAUGGGCUUAUCCCUUGCGGUAAGCUACGAGCUGGUUCUCGGACACUGCCUACUUUGCAGCUCUCGCCGCAUGCUUCGACAGGGCUCGCUUGAUGCUACCGCAUGAUGGCACAAGUCCCUCUGUCAUUCUUUGUGUGCCACAUACAGGCGGAAGAUGGAUAACC
This is a messenger RNA of Aspergillus campestris IBT 28561, 489 nucleotides long. RefSeq lists its product as uncharacterized. Bases 48 to 317 code for a protein of 89 amino acids. The transcript has a single exon. NCBI's taxonomy places the organism in Eukaryota, Fungi, Ascomycota, Eurotiomycetes, Eurotiales, Aspergillaceae. The record is from RefSeq and is a predicted model, not a curated record.